This is a messenger RNA of Callorhinchus milii (elephant shark), 1842 nucleotides long. RefSeq lists its product as uncharacterized. The record is from RefSeq and is a predicted model, not a curated record. NCBI's taxonomy places the organism in Eukaryota, Metazoa, Chordata, Chondrichthyes, Chimaeriformes, Callorhinchidae. Bases 16 to 1728 code for a protein of 570 amino acids. The transcript is spliced from 7 exons.
AACCAGAGCCGACGCAUGCGCGGUAAUCGCCGGAACGAGGCGGGGGUGACGCAGGCGCGGUACCAGGCGAACUGGCGGUUGAAUCUCGUACAUGGAUAUUUGAACCUCGGGAUUCUGGUGAGCAGGAAAAGGCUUUGUGUGGAGGAGAAGAUGCUGUUUCUCAGACAGACUAUCCCGGCAGUGAUGAGAGUUACCAGCAGUCACUUCUGUCAGUGGGAGGGGGUUGCGAGGCCACCCCUGGAGCACGUGAGGAGGACUUUCUGCCAGAGGGCGAGACGUGGCCCUUGUCUACUUGUUUGCAGUAAGCGAGCGGCGAUGGGGUGGAACUGCUCACUGCGUGCCUUCAGCACAGACCCGCAUGCAGUGGAGGAACUCUUCGCCCGAGGCUCGCUUCAGCAAUACCUGGAGAGGCUGGAGAGCGAGUACAUGGCCUCCCAGCAGCGACUGCAAUCAGCCCAGGCUUCGGAGGAGGAGGUGAAGGGGGCUGGGAAGAGGGCGAGGGAGCUGGCUCCACUGGUGACGGAGCUGCAUGGGCUGAGGGUCAAAGUACAGGAGCUGGAGGACAUCGAGACGCUGAUGAAAGAUGAAGAUGCAGACCUGAGGAAACUGGCAGAGAGUGACUGGAAUUCCUGUCAGGAAGACAUCCGAGCUUUGAAGCACAAGCUCAUGGGAUCUGAACAGGUGGAAAUGGGGAAUCAGGGGGAGCAAGAGAAUGGAGGCGAAGGCAGCCAGCCCAAGGAAGUGUCCCAUCAGAGUCCAACCACCCACGGCUUGAGCUGGUACUGCUGCUGCUCACGCUUCGCUCUCAGGAAAGAAAACGAAGAGGACAACAGCACGCAGCCGGCCUUUGAAGCGGGUGCAAUAGAGGACAAGUUAGAGGCCAAAACUGAAACGCAAGUGGUGGUCACGAUAGAGACACAGGCAGAAACUGUGAAGGACCCAGACAAAGUAGACAUCCCAGAGCUCCCAGAUGAAGUAGACAUCCCAGUGAUUCCAGACAAAGUGGACACUCCGGUGAUUCCAGACAAAGUGGACACUGCAGUGAUUUCCGACAAGGUUAAUACUCCAAUGGAAGCUGAAAUGGAACCCAAUGUGGAGGCCACAGAACCCACGAAAGAGAGCUUUGAGUUCCCUGCAGUAAGUGAAUUGGUAUCGUGGGCUAACUCCUUUGACACUCUGAUGAAGACUCGGGUCGGGAGGAAUACCUUCCAAGAAUUCCUGCGCACUGAGCACAGCGAAGAGAAUAUGCUCUUCUGGCUGAUCUGCGAGGACUUCAAAAAGGAAAAGGACAUGAAGGUGGUUGAAGAAAGAGCGAAAACUAUAUAUGAAGCCUAUGUUUCCACAUUAUCCCCCAGAGAGGUGAGCCUCGACUCUCACGCCCGGCUAGUUGUCCAUAAGAACCUGCUGAAACCAUCGCCGCAGAUGUUCAAUGAGGCACAGAUUCAGAUCUACUCCCUCAUGCACAGGGAUUCCUUUCCCAGGUUCCUGAACUCUGAGAUGUACAAGACUCUAGUUCAAAAGAGGAAGCCUUCUAUUGCAGCCACUGAGAACCCCUGCCCAUCACUCCCAGAGGGAGAGGAGUCAGGGAACAUGCCAUUCCCACAGGGAGAAGAUCCAGGCAACACAUCACUCCCAGAGGGAGAGGAACUAGGGAGCACAUCACUCACACAAGGAGGGAGCCAGAGAACACAAAAUGACAUCAAGAUUCAGAGCAACGGAACGAUUUAAAGACCCCCAAAAAACUCAUUAUAGAGCGAGGGUUUACUGAUAUGUCCAGCAGGACCUUCUCAGUUAGGAAAAAAACAGAGUUAAAAUGUACUGAUAUAGAUCCCCUAUCACGUC